UUUUUGAAGCUUGCUGCUGAGCAUCUUAUGCUCCGGGAGUUUGGUCUGCGUUUUAUAAGAGUCGAAAUUGACGAUCGUCUCGAAGCAGCAGAGGCGCGGUGCGAGUACCUGGAGCAAUUACUCAGACUGGAGAUACAGGCACAUCAGGAGACCACAAAACAGGCCCAUGAUGCGCAAUUACAGUUACAAGAUGUAAUGGGUAUCCUGAAAAUCUCCGCCGGUGAAAUGACCGAGUCUGUUACGAAAACCUCGCACGGCAUGCAUCAGUCGCUCGUGUAGGGUUUACACCUUCUUCUUUUUUUUAUUUCAGUUCUUAGGUUUAGACCAAUUUCUCAUGAAAUUUGUCUGUCCCCGGUAAAUUUAACCAUUGCUAUUGCUAUCAGGGUAUAUCCCAUGAUCAAUUCGUGAUAUGGCGCCGAUCUAUUCUUGUUUCACGUGAUCAUGAAUAUUCAUAACGGGUUUCAUUGUCCACGAUGACACCAUUGUCGACUCUGUACAGGCGUGACAGCUCGGGAGGCUAGAGGCUUACAUCAAUUAGAUGACCAGCUUUCACCCGCACAUGCUAAUUAAGACUCCGUUCGCCCGCAAUUCCCCUUCCGAUACGCCGCUCACCUGGAUUUCCCAUUGACAUUUGCAGUGUGUGAGUGUCUAGACAAUAGCGCAGAAAAGGACCGAUUCACGCACCUUCCUCACUCGGCUACGACAAUCGGCCCGUCUACAUGCACAUGGACGAGGGAUUUUUAGGGGACGCAUACUUAGAAGAAUCU
Molecule: messenger RNA, 767 nt
Organism: Periconia digitata
Lineage: Eukaryota; Fungi; Ascomycota; Dothideomycetes; Pleosporales; Periconiaceae
Source: the annotation of a GenBank genome assembly